UGGAAUGCAAUGCAACGGUGCAAGUGCAAGUGCUUUCCCACCCCCACUCCACUUGCCCACCACUCAACUGCUAACUCGCAGCCUAAUCUCAUUGCUCAGAUCUCAAGCUCUAGAUCUCCUCUUCAAAUCGGGCUCAUUUCUACCAAAACUAACCACAACGCAGUCCAAAGACUACUUGUGCGCGCGCGUGCAGGAGAUGGCCGGCGCCGACGGCCGGCAGCUCCGGGACCUCACGCGGCGGGCUGCGUCCUUGCUGCGCAUGGCGCGGCUGGCGCUCACCGGCGCCACCCCGGCGCAUCUGCUCGCGGAAGGGGAGGUCAUCGACGGCGGCAGCUGCAACCCGCGUUAUGAGAGCAUCAGCACCGAGGCCGACCUCGAAUCCGACGGCGAGAAAGACGAAUCGGGGCUGCUCCUGGCCGACGAUGACGACUCCAGGACAGGAAGCUUGUCUGAGAAUAAUACUCGUCUCGUCUGUGGUGGUGCCGGUGACAUGAGCAACAAGUCUCAGCUCAGGCACCGACCUGCAACGGCCGGCGCUGCGUUACUUCGUUCUGAAAACGUUGCGGCGCCGGAGGAGGAGUCGGCUCAGCCAUUGAUGCCGCGCCGCGGCGCCAAACGGGUGAACGAUGUGGAGACGGUGGUGGAUCAUCCUUUCGGGUGUGAUCGCCGCGGGAGGGAGGCGUCGUCGUUGUUGCUUCUUUCUUCCUAGUCAUCUACUCACUGAAGAAAAGGGUGCAGCUACCUGAUUACCUGAACUGAAGAAGCUAUACGAUGUAUGCUUCCUAGCCAUUGUUAUAGUGUGAAGACUGAACGGACACACAGCUUCUUUUUUCAAUGGAAUUGGAAGGGGAUUAUAUGAAAAACUUGAGUAGGAAUAUGGUGGGAUACACGGACGUUAUUUUGGAAUUCAAAGGACAUCUGUGUUACUUGACAUUUGUGUCUAUUUUUUUGCCGAAUUAGAUACUCUGAAUCUGAAUCAGAUUCUAAUAUCUGAGUUAUAUCUCGUGUGUUUAAAUUUUUUUUACAAAAUUGGACACCC
Phragmites australis (common reed) is the source of this 1039-nucleotide messenger RNA. RefSeq lists its product as uncharacterized. The coding region runs from base 5 to 709 and encodes 234 amino acids. NCBI's taxonomy places the organism in Eukaryota, Viridiplantae, Streptophyta, Magnoliopsida, Poales, Poaceae. The transcript is spliced from 2 exons. The record is from RefSeq and is a predicted model, not a curated record.